Annulohypoxylon truncatum is the source of this 1047-nucleotide messenger RNA. RefSeq lists its product as uncharacterized. NCBI's taxonomy places the organism in Eukaryota, Fungi, Ascomycota, Sordariomycetes, Xylariales, Hypoxylaceae. The transcript has a single exon. Bases 1 to 1047 code for a protein of 348 amino acids. The record is from RefSeq and is a predicted model, not a curated record.
AUGGACUCAGUGAAGGCGGCCAUAAAUUGCGCUGCCAAAGAAUUGGCUUCUCAUGUACCAUUAACUAUACCUUCGUCCAAUUCCUCGCACACGAGCUCUGAUUCCGAGUUCUUUUUCGAAAAAUGGCGCAGGAAGAUAACACGAGAGGUUCGCAGACGCUGGAGAGCCGAGAAGAAGCUGAAGAAAGCAAGAAUCCUCCUUCGUACUACCUUAGGAAAGGAGACCGCCAAGAAGAAGGGAUUAAGAAUCAAAAUCUCCCCUACGAUCGGCGAUACCUCGAACCCUCGCGACAUCUGGCACGAGCUGGACUUUAAGCACUGGCUACGCCGGAAAACCAGAAUGAAUCCUCGCCGACUUACUCCAUCAGAUAACCAUGUUGUAUCGAUCCACUCGAAGCCUGUGGAGGAAUGGGAUCCGUGGUCAAAAUCGCACUACUCGUACUCUCUGAAGCAUCGAGCAUUGGUCAACAAGGCAGACAGGUUCUAUAAAGAGAUGUCGCAUUUCUCGGUUCCCCGACAGCUCACCGCGGCGGAACCUUCCUCGGACAAGGAUCUUGCACCAGCAGCAGAAACCAAGGACCAAUCUCCCGAAAACGAGCUCGGUAGAUUUAAUCGAGUCGCCGUUAGAGUGCUUAAUAGAUACUUGGUGUCCAAAGGGAGACAAGAAGAGGCAAACAGCCUCAAGAUUCAACAAGUCACCUUGGAACCCAGAGAUUUUGCUCUGAGGGUGAACGCCAUCGCCGCCGACUGCUGUACGGAGAUGAGAGAGCUUAGCAGCCGUGUCCGUUGCAACGCAAUUGACAUGAACACGUGUCAUAAGAAGAGAUCUCGUGAGUUUAAGCACUGGAACGUAUCUCGCGCGACGCUAGGCCGAGGUAGUUUCGGAGGCCUUGCUGCUGGUCGCCCUUCUCCCCUCCGUAUGGCAAUCAGUGUGGAUGAGCUGGAGGAUCAACCAUUGGAUGCGAAAAGCGACACGGAUCCGAUGAAGGUAGAUUGGGACUGGAGCACCGAAAGCACGAACAUUAACUAUAGUUCCGUGGAAUGGUGA